AUGGAUGCGCGCGUGCGUGCGUGUGUGUGCACUGUAUGUAUAUCUAGAGAGAGAUAACAUUCAAUCAAACAGACUACCGGACAAUUAACAAAACCCAGUUCCACCCAAGAAUCUCCCACCUCCCAUGUGAAAACCAAAGAUUAUAUACGUAUAGUCUUUUGUGAUAAUCUAGCGCAGUGUCCCCUCGGGCGCCUCCAUGCCCGUUUUCCCCCUCUCCGCCUCGCCGAACAGCUGACUCGUAGUAAAGGCAGAUACGUUCAGAACACGUUUUGGAGCAGGAUCUCUCUCGCAGGGAAAUGUCAGGACCUGAGCAGAAGGAAGUCUCCCCCAGCGCCUUGCCUGUACCUGAGAUACCGAAAUGCUUGCAGAUUCGAUCGGUGACCAAAGGACUUAUUUCAUACGCAGAGUCUCUUGAGAUGAAGCAGUGCCGUAGGGCUGCCCACGCUUGCAUUUGGGCACCUCAUCCAGGGUUUACAAAUUUUGGGGAAUGUAGAGCUGCGAUCAUGAUGCACCUUCGCUUUGAUGGCACCUUUGGCUUCCCAGGUGGUCUUAUAGAGGAUGGGGAGGAUGUUAUUGACGGCCUUAAUAGAGAAAUGGCUGAAGAAAUUGGUUGGAAUCCAGCGGUCCGUCCCAUUACUUGGUCAGAUUACUAUAGUACUCAGCUAGAAACAAGAAAGAAUAUGGUUCUGCACUUCUUCAUUGUUCAGAUAACGCUGGAGCAGUUCACAGAGCUUGAAAAGAAUUGUGUCUUAGCUCCAGAGUAUGGAAAUGAGGUUUUUGGAACCAUUCGUGUUCCUCUCUACACAAUGGCCAAUGAAUACAGUGGGUUACCAGCUUUCCUUAACAAUAAGUUCAUUGGUAUUGCAAAGCAGCAGCUUCUGUUAGCUCUGUAUCAGCAGAAGAUUAUGCCAGAAUCAGAAAUUACCGAAGUGUUGUAUAAGAGCCAAAACUACAAGUUAGCUCCGAGUAGGGUCUAGAGAUGUGAAGAGCAACAGUGGACAACUAAUACUGGGUUAUGUCAGUGAGCUGAUGUAUUAGCAAAAUGAAAGAACUUACUGACUUGGUGCUGUUUGCAAUCAGUUCCUUUAAUUCAUCUUAGGUGUUUGUUAAAGAAAAGAAAAGAAAAAAUAUAGAUUUUGAUGGUCAGUGUUUAAUGUGAA
Molecule: messenger RNA, 1160 nt
Organism: Penaeus vannamei (Pacific white shrimp)
Lineage: Eukaryota; Metazoa; Arthropoda; Malacostraca; Decapoda; Penaeidae
Product: U8 snoRNA-decapping enzyme
Biological process (GO): mRNA catabolic process; sno(s)RNA catabolic process
Cellular component (GO): nucleus
Molecular function (GO): snoRNA binding; phosphodiesterase decapping endonuclease activity
Source: RefSeq, a predicted model, not a curated record